AUGGCUGUUUACACCCGAUCAUCCCCUCUUGUUCAACAAAUACAGCAAAGUUCUCCAUGGGUAGACAUCUACACCGAUUCUGCUACCAGCCCUCUCCGUGUCCGAUCAGUCACGCAUAAUAUCAGUUCUGUCUCACAUGCACACCCAGAGCCUAGAAGAUGGCAGAACCCAGGUGGUUGGGGGCCAAGACAUAUGAAUGACACAGCUCCUUUUACUUUGUGGGACGACACUGGCCGGAAAUAUCGUUUGCCAACUAAAGAGGAAUUCCAGUGGAUUAGCAAGAAGUUUGGCGACGGAAAGAUCUCUCUAUCCGGUUGGUUUAUAUGCAUUGCGACCGAUAACCCGCCGAAGCCGGUUCCUCUUACACUAGGAUGCAUGCCGGUGAUGUUUGUCGGAGUCAAUCAAAGCUUUCUUGAGCCCUUGCCCAAAGCACCUUAUCCUAAUCCACGAUUACCGGACCCUUGUCCCGAUCUACGCUGGCCAGCAAUGGAAUUUCCAACAGAUGCAGAUAAUAUCACUUUUCUCGAAGCACUGGAGCCGUUGGCCCAUGUACGUGCUGUUAUGUAUCUGCCUUCAUGGAUUAUCAUUGAGCUUGAGUAUGGAGAUUCCCGAGUUUAUGAACUCAAGUCCCUUCCAGGGAUUGUUGCUGGACGCACAGCUCUUUAUCACCAUGCAGUAGCUCCCUUCCAUAAGAAGAUGAAGAAUCUUACCCGAGGCCAACAGCUUGAUCCAGCUGAAUCCCAGACUAGCUUGAGACCGUUACCGCAAGACACUCACAAUUAUCUUCAGUACUCAUUUCUUUCUCCUGGACACAGAAUCGAAUCUGGCUAUAGCCUAUCAGACUCCGGCUAUGAGUCAACGACCCGUGCUUCGUCUGCUGGAGUAAAACUCCGCAAUUCGAGGGGAGAAGAGGCCCUAAGUAUCGCUUAUCACGGCUUCCCCAUUUCCUCGGAGGUCUAUCAUCUAGAUACCCACCAGGAAAUAAUUGGAGAUGUGAUCAAUAUACGACCUGAACUAGAUGUGGCCCUCGUUAAACCGACCUCUACCGCGUCCACAAAGUUUAAGAACACCUGCUAUUUUCAAGCACAACCCCCUAAGACGUUGUUAGAAGGAAAAGAUAUCAGGGCAGGCUCAUGGGCCGAGGUUGAUGGCAUGAGUUCAGGCUUACUGAACUUGCUAUCAUAUGGAAUGAUGAAGGAAAAACCCGUGUCUGGCUCUCCAAAAAUUCCGUUCGCACAGUGGCGGUCAUUCAAUCUCCAGACAUCUUGGGGAGUUGUGAACGAAGUGAUCGCUAAAGGUAUCUGCGGCGCACCGAUUGUUAGCUGCGAUACCAGCGGGGUGACCGGCUUCUUCCAUCUUUUUGAUGGAAUGAACUGUCUUAGUGCUACUCUCGAUGAUUUGGUAGCUGAAGGAUGGCAAAUUGCCUGA
Messenger RNA from Penicillium roqueforti, 1428 nucleotides. RefSeq lists its product as uncharacterized. The transcript has a single exon. The coding region runs from base 1 to 1428 and encodes 475 amino acids. Lineage: Eukaryota; Fungi; Ascomycota; Eurotiomycetes; Eurotiales; Aspergillaceae. The record is from RefSeq and is a predicted model, not a curated record.